ACAGGUCGGAGAUCCCCUGGGCGCCGGGUUAUUACGGGUGAUUCAUGUUGUGCAGAAUCAUAGUCCCGUUCGGCCAAUGUUUUUCACCUUGUAGUAUUCCAGAAUAGGUGCUUCUGCUUGACUGGUUCUUUCGAUCUUCAUGCUCAGUAUACGCAGCGGCCAUCUCAGGGGUAGGCCCCCAUGACAACACUUCUCGUUCACACCUCCGGGAAUGUUCGCCUUGGAAAAACCGUUCCACUUAUACAUCUCCCUAGCGAUCUUGAUAUAUGCAUCUCGUUUGUCGAAGUCCGAGUAUCAAGGCAAAAUAUUCCGUGGUCUCGGCGUCAGUAAUAUGCUUCAGAAGUCCUCGGAAAAGAUAGUCUGUAUUGUGCUUGACGCUGGCUUUGUCGUACGACAAACAUGUAUCUACUAUAAUGUCCCGACUGCAGUGUUUCGCCUCAUCCCAAGUACGGAAGCUCUGAAUCAGAAGCUUGUAGGUUGCCGCCUCGUCUUUGUCGAGGACAAGCUCGUGGACGAAUGCAACUCGAUCUUUGUUGGUUGUCAUAGGCUUAUCUUCGUUGAAGCUUUGUACAACAUGGCCGUAGGCUUCUCCAGAGGCAAAAUUAAGAUCUUUAUCUUUAAAGGAGGGGAAGUCCAAGCUCGGAUAGGGUUUACUGGCAACACAUCACCGAUGUCGUUUGAGAGCGGUGCAAGGAUCAUCCACCUCUGCCUGCAAAAAUCAGCACCUAUCACAGGAGAACGGCAAGCCUGAGUCCAAUUAUGGCUGCUGUUGGUGAUCAUACAUGGGUCACCGAAGGGGAAUAAAUAAGGCUAGGUGAAUAUAGUGGUCGCGAAACAAUCGCAUUCGUACGUAUCUCGGUC
Messenger RNA from Alternaria alternata, 861 nucleotides. RefSeq lists its product as hypothetical. Bases 212 to 751 code for a protein of 179 amino acids. The transcript has a single exon. The record is from RefSeq and is a predicted model, not a curated record. NCBI's taxonomy places the organism in Eukaryota, Fungi, Ascomycota, Dothideomycetes, Pleosporales, Pleosporaceae.